GAUUGCUAUAGUGUUUGUGUGUUAGUCGGCGUUCUUCAAUUUCAUCAUUGUUCACAAUAUCAUUGUACAAAAGUAUAUCGCAAGUGUUCCCGCAAAGAAAUUACCGAUAUUUCGAAAUAGCAAAAAUGGUCGAAAAUAAUGGAAUUGAAUUGACGGAAGACGAAGCUGAAUUGUACGAUCGUCAAAUUCGUCUUUGGGGUUUGGAUUCACAAAAACGUAUUCGUGCCGCACGUAUACUGAUUUGCGGUUUGAAUGGUUUGGGUGCUGAAGUUGCGAAAAAUAUCAUUUUGUCUGGUGUCAAGUCAGUGGCAUUGUUGGACGACAAAUUGGUGAGCCAAAGUGAUUUUUGUUCGCAGUUUUUGGUUUCGCACGACAGCAUUGGACAGAAUCGUGCCGAAGCGUCACUAUUCCGUGCUCAAGCAUUAAAUCCGAUGGUUGAAAUCGUCGUAGAUAAGGAAAAUGUGUGCGAAAAGCCCGAUGAAUAUUUCCAUCGUUUCGACGUUGUCAUUCUGAUUGAAGUACCGUCAUCAAUUUUGGUUCGUGUUGACAACAUUUGCCGUUUGCAAGGCAUCAAAUUUUUCUGCGGUGACGUUUGGGGCAUGAAUGGAUACUCUUUCACCGAUUUGCAAGAGCAUGAAUUUGCUGAAGAAAUCACGAAAUACAAGGUUUUGUCGGAAGAAAAUCAAAAGCAAAAACGUGAAACCGUCAAAUCGAACAUCAAACGAACAUUGGCAUUCCCACCACUACAAGAUGUGUUCGAUUUUGAUUUCAAUGCACCAUUUUUCACACGAAAAUUGAAACGAACUGGUCCUGCAUACGUCACCACAAAGAUUUUGCAACGUUUCCGUGAUACUGAAAAGCGUGAUCCAAAUCCAGCAACUCGAAAUGAUGACUUGCAAAAAUUGUUCGCCAUUCGCGAUGAAAUCGCCAAAGGCUUGGUCCCAGACUCAGCUUUCGUCCAUGUUUUCGCACAAGUCUCACCGGUGGCAGCUAUCGUUGGCGGCGAACUGUCACAAGAAGUGAUCAAGGCUGUUUCACAAAAAGAACCACCACAUUUGAAUGUAUUCCUAUUCGAUCCAGUCAAAUGCUGCGGAUUCGUUGAACCGAUCGCUGUCUAGGCCGUAUCAAUUAUCAAUAUCCAUAUAAGAUACAGCAUAUUCAUAACUAUUCAUAUUAUGUAUUUCAGUGGAGCAGUUGAUCGUCUCUUCUGAAUUUAUUUCUAACAAAUAUCUUUGAUUCUCAGAAUAAAACAAAAACUUUUCAUAUUUCAAAUAAAAUACAAAUCAUUUGAUUGUUGGCCAAUUUAA
This is a messenger RNA of Contarinia nasturtii (swede midge), 1307 nucleotides long. It is a transcript of the gene Aos1, whose product is annotated as SUMO-activating enzyme subunit 1. The record is from RefSeq and is a predicted model, not a curated record. The coding region runs from base 126 to 1118 and encodes 330 amino acids. Gene Ontology annotation, biological process: protein sumoylation. Gene Ontology annotation, molecular function: SUMO activating enzyme activity. Lineage: Eukaryota; Metazoa; Arthropoda; Insecta; Diptera; Cecidomyiidae. The transcript is spliced from 2 exons. Gene Ontology annotation, cellular component: cytoplasm; SUMO activating enzyme complex.